Molecule: messenger RNA, 976 nt
Organism: Austrofundulus limnaeus
Lineage: Eukaryota; Metazoa; Chordata; Actinopteri; Cyprinodontiformes; Rivulidae
Gene: zswim7
Product: zinc finger, SWIM-type containing 7
Exons: 5
Coding region: 16-534 (172 amino acids)
Biological process (GO): double-strand break repair via homologous recombination
Cellular component (GO): Shu complex
Molecular function (GO): zinc ion binding
Source: RefSeq, a predicted model, not a curated record
AGAGACCCGUUCAAUAUGGCGGCGCCGCACGACGCGGUUCAGCCCACCAUGAGGCGUCUAUUUCCUGUGCAUAGACAUAUGGGACUCGAGCACACCCGGAAGUCGCAGUUUAAAAUGCKCUCUCUUCUUUUGCCAGCUGUGGCUGAGCAGCUUUUCCAAGACAUCCAGAAAACAUAUCAAGAAACGUCUCAAAUUCCUGAUGAUCUGCUUAUUGCGUUGAAAUUUGUCUUCGGCUCUUGUGCGCUACAGGCUUUGGACCUGGUUGACCAGCGCUCUGUCACGUGUCUGACCUCCCCCAGUGGACGCAAGGCUUUCCAGGUGAUUGGAGGCUCGGGGCACCUGUACACCUGUUUUUUGUCCUGCCACUUCUGUCCAUGCCCGGCUUUUGCUUAUGCUGUACUACGCAGAAACCAAGACCUGCUGUGCAAACACAUCCUGGCUGUCUACCUGAGCCAGGCCAUGGCUGUGACUGAACAGGAGAGCGUGUCGGAUCAGCAGAUGUCCACGCUGCUCAGCAGGACCGGGACUCUGUAAGGGCAGGUGGACCAGGACGAAAGCUGGGGUUUGGUUCACUGCAGAAAAGACCAGAACACGGGAGAGCCGACAGACUACAGAUGCUGCUUUCUGUUCUGUUCAUCUUGAGGAAUUACAGUUGUAUUUUUAGUUUAUUAUUUUUUUUUAAAGAGCAUCUGCAUAGUGAUGUCAUGACAGAAACAUUUCAGAGUUUUCCUCUAUAUUUUGUCAUUACUCGAAUUAUUAAUAAAAAAAAGACCUUAACCAAUAUAAACGUUGCUUUUAUUAACAAAAUAAACCACCAUACAUACAAAUUGCAUCAUGUCAAAUAGCUACAUCAGUUGUAGUUUUGUUGAAUGAAGAAAAGAAUUGUCCACAGUGGAGGUUUUUUUUUUUCCUGAUUAGUAACAAGACAGCACACGGACAGAUGGGGAACUUUGGAAUAAAAGGCAGGAAUGUUGAA